Molecule: messenger RNA, 3125 nt
Organism: Phragmites australis (common reed)
Lineage: Eukaryota; Viridiplantae; Streptophyta; Magnoliopsida; Poales; Poaceae
Product: putative leucine-rich repeat receptor-like protein kinase At2g19210
Exons: 13
Coding region: 59-2911 (950 amino acids)
Biological process (GO): protein phosphorylation
Molecular function (GO): protein binding; ATP binding; protein kinase activity
Source: RefSeq, a predicted model, not a curated record
AGAGUUGAACAUAUAUACACACACACACACUAUGCCCCGGUAGCUGCUUGCAUGUGCAAUGGAGCAAUCGACGCCGAGAACAAUGGCGCCGGCAAGGUCGUGGCUGCUGCUUCUCUGCCUCGCCGCCGCGGCCACAGCCGGUGCACUCCAAGCUCGUGCUCAGCCCGACAGCAUCGGAUUCAUCAGCAUAGACUGCGGCCUGCCGGGGACGGCGAGCUAUGUGGACGACACCACCAAACUGUCCUACGCCCCGGACGCCGCCUUCAUCGAUGCCGGCUCGAACCACAACAUCUCGGCAGAGUACAUCACGCCGCUGCUAUCCAAGCGCUACCACAACGUGCGCAGCUUCCCUGACGGCGCGCGCAACUGCUACACCCUCCGGUCCCUCGUGGCCGGGCUCAAGUACCUCCUCCGCGCCACCUUCAAGUACGGCAACUACGACGGGCUCCGCCGCCCACCCAUCUUCGACCUCUACGUCGGCGUCAACUACUGGACGGUGGCAAACAUCACGGACGCCGACACCUCGAUGAUACUGGAAUCCAUCGUCGUCGUGCCGGACGACUUCGUACAGGUGUGCCUGGUGAACACCGGCGCCGGGACGCCGUUCAUCUCCGGGCUGGACCUGAGGCCGCUCAAAAGCUCGCUCUACCCGCAGGUGAACGCGACGCAGGGCCUGGUCCUCCUCGGCAGGAUCAACUUCGGCCCGACUGAUAUUACCCUCGUCAGGUACCCUGAUGAUCCACACGACAGAGUAUGGAUCCCUUGGGUCGACACCGCCUCCUGGAACUCUCUAUCGACGACACUGAGGGUGCAGAACAUAGACAACGACCUGUUCGAGGCGCCGUCAAAGGUGAUGCAGACGGCGAUCACGCCACGCAACGCCUCCAAGAACAUCGAGUUCUUCUGGGACUCGGAGCCGCAGCCCAAGGACCCGACGCCGGGGUACAUCGGCAUCAUGCACUUCUCCGAGCUGCAGCUCCUGCCCGGCAACGCCGUGCGCCAGUUCUACAUCAACCUCAACGGCGAGCCGUGGUACCCGAAGGCCUUCACGCCGGGGUACCUCUCCACCGACGCCACGUACAACAGCAACCCCUAUCGGGGCAUCUCACGGUACAAUAUCUCCAUCAACGCCACCGCCAACUCGACGCUGCCGCCGAUCAUCAACGCUGUCGAGGUCUUCUCCGUCAUCUCCACGACAAACGUUGCUACAUAUUCCUUGGACGUAUCUGCCAUCACGGCGAUCAAGGCGAAGUAUCUUGUCCAGAAGAACUGGAUGGGUGACCCGUGCGUCCCAAAGACUCUUGCGUGGGAUGGGUUGACGUGCAGCUAUGCCAUUUCCAAUCCUCCAAGAAUCACCAGCGUAAACCUAUCCUUCAGUGGUCUGAAUGGCGAUAUAUCGUCUUCUUUCGCAAAUCUCAAGGCCGUCCACUACGUGGAUCUGUCACACAACAACUUGACAGGCUCAAUUCCAGACUCCCUUUCACAAUUAUCUUCACUGACAGUUUUAGAUUUGACAGGGAAUCAGCUGAACGGAUCAAUUCCCUCUGGACUCCUCAAAAGAACUCAAGAUGGCUCCCUAAGUCUUAGAUAUGGCAAUAAUCCAAACCUCUGUACCAACGGCAAUUCAUGCCAAACCACGAAACGGAAGAGCAAGCUAGGCAUCUACAUUGCCGUUCCUGUUGUUCUGGUUGUGGUGAUAGCAUCAGUGGUAGUGCUACUCUGCUGCUUCUUGAGACGACAAAAGCGAGGACCAACGAACAACGCCGUGAAGCCUCAAAACGAGACGCCGACGAGCCAUGUCCCAACUGGUGACGCGUACGCGCAGAGCUCGUUGCAACUUGAGAACCGCCGGUUCACUUACAAGGAGCUGGAGAUGAUCACGAACAACUUCCAGCGCGUGCUCGGCCGGGGAGGGUUCGGGUUGGUCUAUGAUGGGUUCUUGGAGGAUGGCACUCAGGUGGCUGUCAAGCUGCGAUCUGAGACUUCCAAUCAGGGUGUCAAGGAGUUCCUCGCAGAGGCUCAGAUCUUGACACGGAUUCAUCACAAGAAUCUAGUGCCCAUGAUCGGUUACUGCAAGGAUGGGGAGUACAUGGCGCUUGUCUACGAGUACAUGUCAGAAGGCACCCUGCAAGAGCACAUCGCAGGAAAUGGCCGCAACGGGGGAUUCUUAAGCUGGAGACAGAGGCUCAGAAUUGCACUGGAAUCAGCGCAAGGAUUGGAGUAUCUGCACAAGGGGUGCAAUCCGCCUCUCAUUCACAGGGAUGUGAAGGCAACCAAUAUCCUACUGAAUGCCAAACUAGAAGCCAAGAUCGCUGAUUUUGGCUUGACUAAGGCUAUCAAUCGUGACAACAGCACGCAAGUAUACACGAAUUCGCUUGUUGGUACAAUUGGAUACGUUGAUCCAGAGUACCAUGCAACGAUGCAGCCGACGAUAAAGAGCGACGUGUACAGCUUCGGCGUGGUGCUGCUGGAGCUAGUCACGGGGAGGCCGGCCAUCUUGCACGACCCGGAGCCCACCAGCAUCAUCCAGUGGGUGCGGCAGCGGCUUGCGCGGGGCAACAUCGAGGGCGUCGUGGACCCGCGCAUGCGUGGCGACCACGACGUCAACGGCGUGUGGAAGGCCGCAGACAUCGCACUCAAGUGCACCGCACAGGCCUCAGCGCAGCGGCCCACCAUGACCGACGUUGUGGCGCAGCUACAGGAGUGCCUCGAGCUCGAGGAGGCUGGCGCCGGCGGUGCCGACGUGAAUGGCAGCUUCUACACCGGCAGUAGUAGCGACCCGUACUCUGGUUACAAUGGGUACGCCGCUGAUGGCCAGUCCACUGACGUGAGCCAGAGCAGCACUACAUUUGAGAUUGAGCAAAAUUUUGGGAGGACGCCAACAAUGCCCACGGGCCCUGCUGCACGAUAAUUCUUCUCUUUUGAACCUACUGCACGAUAAAUCAAUGGGAGUCAUUGACAACAUACCCUAGCGCCGCUGGGGUUGUUGGCAAUCCUGAUUCAGGAGGCUGUUAAGACAAAAAUGUUUAGCUUGGUCAUCGACUUGAGUAUUCCAAGGAAACGGGUUGCUUAUUUAGAAUCUUCGAUGUAAAUGUUGGGUGCAUACUAUGAAAAGUAUAUUUAUA